Molecule: messenger RNA, 1827 nt
Organism: Asparagus officinalis (garden asparagus)
Lineage: Eukaryota; Viridiplantae; Streptophyta; Magnoliopsida; Asparagales; Asparagaceae
Product: 1-aminocyclopropane-1-carboxylate oxidase 1-like
Exons: 3
Coding region: 380-1276 (298 amino acids)
Source: RefSeq, a predicted model, not a curated record
UCCUACAUUUUAAACAGCAACAUGGACAUAAUAGAAAGGGAAUUAGUUAGAGAAAUGCAAUUAUUCAAGAGAGAGAAAGCAAACCAAUGGGAGCCUGAGAGUAGUUUGUGGAUUGCAACCCCAUUUCUGACAUAUUACUUCGAAUUGAAUAUCAAAGCAGACCAUCAAGGACCAACAUGGAAGGAGUACAAGCAAAGCAAAGGAUUGAAUAAACAUUAAACAAGGAGAUGAGAAUAUAAAAUCUAGCAUCACAUGUAACCGAUUAGCUGCACUUGGACCUAAGUUUACCAGUACUACAUCCUAAUAACACUAUAAAUAUUCCUUGUGCACGUCAAAUUGAGCAAAAAAAAAACGCAGAAUAUCAACCGAGUUUUGAGUUAUGGGGAUCCCGGUGAUCAACCUUGAAGAGCUAAAUGGAAAGAGGAGGAACGAGACACUGUCGGUGCUACAUGAAGCUUGUGCUAAGUGGGGUUUCUUUUGGAUUGAGAAUCAUGGGAUAAGCAAACAACUUAUGGAAAAGGUGACGGAACUCACAAACCAGCACUAUGAAAAGAACCUGAAGGAAAAUUUCUAUAAGUCAGAGUGGGCUAAAGAAUUGGAGUCUGAAUCUGAAUACAAAAUCUCUGAUAUCGACUGGGAGAGCAGCUUCUUCAUUCGCCAUCAGCCAAACCCUAAUUUCAGCGACAUUCCAAACCUAAAUGAAAAACUUUGCAAAGGAAUGAAGGAUUAUGUUGAUCAACUGAUCAUGGUGGCUGAGACGCUCGCAAAAGGCAUGAGUGAAAACCUUGGCUUAGAGAAGAACUACAUAAAGAAUGCAUUUUCAGAACCGUGUGUGGGUACAAAAGUGGCAAAAUAUCCACAAUGCUCAAAGCCAGAUCUAGUUAUAGGGCUCAGAGCCCACACUGAUGCCGGUGGAAUCAUACUCUUGCUCCAGGAUGACACAGUGCCAGGACUCGAGUUCUUCAAGGAUGGAGAGUGGGUCCCAGUUACUCCCACGAAAGAAAACAGGAUCUUUGUGAACCUUGGAGAUCAAUUGGAAGUGGUGAGUAAUGGUAUAUAUAAGAGUAUUUUGCAUCGUGUUCUUGCUGACAAGGAUGGGAGUCGUCUAUCUAUUGCUACGUUCUAUAAUCCUGGGGGCAAUGCCAUCAUUUCCCCAGCUCCAAAGUUCCUUUAUCCUAAUGGUUAUCGUUUCAAAGACUAUCUCAAUUUCUACUCUAAGACUAAGUUCUCAGACAAAGAGGCUAGGUUUGAGACCUUUAAGGAGAUGAAUAUGUGACUGCUUAAUGCUACUCGUGAAUAAGAAGCUUUCCUCUUAGGGUUUGUGCAGACAAAAUAAAUGUUGAUUGUUACGUGCUUCUGUAGAUCUUGAACACCUUAUUUUGUAUUUUACAAGAGUGAAUGUGAUAUUGACACUGCAUUGUUCUUGAAUGUAUUAAUUGUGUAUCAUCAGUUUGGAAGUAAUCCGGUUUGUUUUUAAAAGUUAUUUUUUGUUUCAAUGAGCUCACUUUGAUACAAAUUUCACAUGAAUACUACAAGGACACAACUGCUUUUUGCUGUUAAAAUUUGCAAAGCUAUAAUAAACUUGAACAGUAGAACCUCAGAAAUGAAGUUUAGAUGAUCAUAAUCUUGCUUUCAACUUGUCAAACACUAGUAUAAUCAGUAUAAGAAAGUCCAAUAGUCAGCCCAUAUUUAUUUUCCCUGCAGUAUUGUAAAGAUAGUACACUAAUAUUUCAUAUUUCACAAAGGUACUGUAACUAACGGGCUCUAGGUUACUAACUGCUGCUAGUAAAUAGUAAAUAAAAAGUGAUGCAAAAUGCAAGUGUGAUG